CGACAUUUAUGCAAUAGGGAUGGCAGCAUCUCAACGUUUCUAUCACUAAACCUGGUUUACCCACAAGGUCGGUGGUCGUGGGUCCCACCCAAUGGGGCUAACUUGUUCGAAUUCAAUAGCUCUUGUGCCCCUCUCUGGAGGACAGGGUUGCAAUCGUUGGGCACCAUUGCCACGAGGUCUCUAUUGUAGUGCUACGUACUAUAGAGUUUAGGAUCUUAGGAUCUCGA
Messenger RNA from Pyricularia grisea, 227 nucleotides. RefSeq lists its product as uncharacterized. The transcript is spliced from 2 exons. The annotation marks the transcript as partial. NCBI's taxonomy places the organism in Eukaryota, Fungi, Ascomycota, Sordariomycetes, Magnaporthales, Pyriculariaceae. The record is from RefSeq and is a predicted model, not a curated record.